This is a messenger RNA of Malassezia japonica, 393 nucleotides long. It is a transcript of the gene ACP2, whose product is annotated as mitochondrial acyl carrier protein. Gene Ontology annotation, molecular function: acyl binding; acyl carrier activity. Gene Ontology annotation, biological process: fatty acid biosynthetic process. Gene Ontology annotation, cellular component: mitochondrion. NCBI's taxonomy places the organism in Eukaryota, Fungi, Basidiomycota, Malasseziomycetes, Malasseziales, Malasseziaceae. The coding region runs from base 1 to 393 and encodes 130 amino acids. The transcript is spliced from 3 exons. The record is from RefSeq and is a predicted model, not a curated record.
AUGCUGUCGUCGCUCCAGAUGAUUCCGCGUACGCUGCGCGCCACGCCCGCCAUUGCGCGUGCUGCCCCCGCCAUGCGCAUGCAGGCCGCUCGCAUGCCUGCUACGCUCCCUUCGUUCGCCCGCGGCUACGCUUCGGGUGGCGGUCUGACCCAGGAGCAGAUCCAGCAGCGCAUCACCGACGUGAUCAAGAGCUUUGAGAAGGUUGACCCCUCGACGAUCACUCCUACUGCCUCGUUCACCGGUGACCUCGGUCUUGACAGCCUCGACUCGGUCGAGGUUGUGAUGGCCAUCGAGGAGGAGUUCAACAUUGAAAUCCCCGACGCGGAGGCCGACAACAUCACCACUGUCAACCAGGCCGUGGACUACAUCGCGCACACCCCGGAUGCGAUAUAA